Messenger RNA from Salvelinus sp. IW2-2015, 1937 nucleotides. RefSeq lists its product as uncharacterized. Lineage: Eukaryota; Metazoa; Chordata; Actinopteri; Salmoniformes; Salmonidae. The record is from RefSeq and is a predicted model, not a curated record.
CGCUCUACAAGAUACGGUCCCACCGACUGUGGUGCUUGGCAACCCAUAUAAAACGUGAUGACGUCUUCCUCACUGAGCGUAUUAUGGGAUGUGUGGAAUUAAACAGCGAGGGCAGUAGAAAGAAAACAAUAUAUAGCKUAUAAACGAGGUUGAAGUAAACAUGGAGCUAUCGGCUGUUGGAGAGCGUGUCUUCGCUGCGGAGUCCAUCAACAAACAACGCAUAAGAAGAGGUCGAAUGGAAUACCUUGUGAAAUGGAAGGGCUGGUCUAAAAAUGGUUUGGCGCGUGAGGCUGAGGCUAACUCGCGGACUGUGCAGCAGGUGCGGCUGCGUUGCACGGAGGGUUCGGUGGAGUGGGUCUACCCGGGCCAGGCGCUUCGGGUCGUCCUGGAACCCAACCUGUCCUCUGCGCGCCACACAACGGUCUGUAUCAAACCGUUCCGCAGCUUCAACGGCGCCAGCGUCUACAUCGAGCGGGCUGGGGAACUGGACCUGUUGAUGACGGAUGGAGGGCGGCCGGAGCAGGUGUUCUGUUUCCCGGCGGACGGACCUCAGAAGCCAGCCAUCUUCCUCCUGGCAAACCCGCAGAGGGAUAUCAGCCAACGCGCAGUAGGCUUCAGAUAUGAGUUGCUGGGCAAUCGGACCACUGCGCCCAACCUCGGCCAAAGUGUAUUGCAGGCUAGCUGCCGUCCCUGCAAUGACACAGAGCUCCUCCUGGCCAUCUGCAGCAGUGACUUUGUGUGCUGGCAAUCGGACCACUGCGCCCAACCUCGCCAAAGUGUAUUGCAGGCUAGCUGCCGUCCCUGCAAUGACACAGAGCUCCUCCUGGCCAUCUGCAGCAGUGACUUUGUGGUUCGCGGCUCCAUCAGGAGCGUAUCCCACAAUGCUGAGCGGCAGACAUCGUUGGUGGAGGUCUCAGAGGGGAGGGUGUACCGGCAGCGUAGCGGGGUGUUUGAGCGCCACACUGGCACCAUAGGGGUUCCCGGUUCCAGUUCCUCAUGGCACGGUCACAUCCACACACUGUUACAGUGUCACGUAAAGCCUGGGGGCGGAGAGUUCCUAUUCACAGGGACAGAACACUUUGGGGAGGCCUGGCUGGGUUGUGCCCCCCGCUAUAAAGACUUCAUGUCCCUCUACCAAUCAGCUUGGGCGGCUCGCCAGAACCCCUGUGAGUUCCCGCUGGACUGAGGGUGUGUCCCAUUUCCUAGUGGUGAUCCAUGAGCCCUUUGACCUGUAGGUAGGGUUUAUUUUCUUAAAUGGAACACAUUGAGUCUCUUCUUUCUACCCCAGUUGGCGUGGUAGAGAUUAUGUUGRCGUAGCAGCAAGCGAGCGAGAUGAGUUCCUCACGACCACAGCGGUUUGAGAGAUGUUGUCCCUUCUACUCCUCCUGAUUCUAUACCGCUCACAACACCAGCAGGGACAAAUCUGUUGGAGCACUUGUAGAGCACAAGGAGUACAAGGCCCAGGGCAGGGGCCCACAGGGGACCCAUCCAGGCAGCACUAGAGGGGCCCCUGCCGGCCCCAGCAGGGAAAGGCUUAGAGAGCCUGGCCCUUUGUCUCUCUUCUCAACGCCCACAGCUCCCAGAGACUAAAAAUGGUUAGACUGCUGCUUCACGCUUUGUCUCUCCCCACACCAACUGCUGCUCACUUCAGGGUCUCGGCGUGAGAGGUGUCCUCUGAACUACUGUGGCAGGAAAUCAUAUGAAUUUAAUGUCUGAUUGUUGUUAGAGGUUUUAUGUGGUCUUGUUUAUUCCUUUGUACAAUAGGUUUUGAAAUAUGUUAUUGUAAUGUAAAUUAAAUGUUGUGUAAAUUCACAGGAUUUGAUUAUUUACAUAUUGAUUGUAUCAUUCUGGUUUUAUUACAGGGUAUAGAUGAUGCUACAGUGAAGGUGCAAACCCUCAGUUUGAUUACCAUUUAUUGCCAAAUAUAUAAGCAAUGU